GUGAACACAAAUGAAGAAAGAAUUUAUUUUACAUGUCUAUGUGUUUGUUUCUCUUACAACAUAACUCUUGCUUUAAGACUUUAUUAACUUUAGUUCUCGCAAAAUGCUUAAAACUACCACAACGUCCUUGUAAGAGAAACAAGUGUAAAAUGUAAAGUGUUAAAAACAACAACAGCAACAAAAAAUAAUUUUUUUUUAAAUUUUAUUAAUAAAUGAAGUACAUUUAUUAAUAUGAUUGUUUAUUUACCGAUACAAAGUUAACACCUGCGUUGCUAUAGCACCGCGUUAUGAAUUUAUUAUUGAACGACAUCUGUGAUAGAAGCAUAGGAGUUUUUAAUGGAACCCCUGUUCUAAUCAAUAAAUUUAUUAAAAUUUACAAGUUCUGGAGAAGUUUGUCAAAUUUUGUUCUGUGCAUUUAACAAAAAACAAACGACAAAUUUAGAAGAAAAAAUAUUAAAAAAAAAAAAAACGUAACAAACUUACUGAUUGACUGGUGGGUUUUGUGCUGUGUCUUCGAAAUAAAAUUGUAAAAAAACUUACCUUAAAUAUGACCGACUUUGAGAAUUCGGAUGAUGAACGUUAUGCCAAUGAAUCUUUUGAGAAUGAAUCGGAUACUGAAGUUCCAGAAUGUCGGAAUUUGAAAGUGAGGCAAGUGAAAAUAGUGAUGAAAUGAUGAGGAGAUAGGAUGAAGAUGAUUUGCCUUCCGUAAAGUUGAAUACGGGUCCCAUUAAAAGAAAUAGUUUUUCCAAUAACCAUUUAACUAACCUGCACAAAACCGAUGCCAUACCAUUUGCUUCCUCAUCCGAUGAAGAAGACGAUGUAAUAGUGGGACAAACCUUAGUAGAAAUAAAUACACCUUCAAUGCAUUUCGAAGAGGAGCCACCAACACCUGCUCCAAGGAAAUUAAUGUCAAUAUAUAAUGAAAGUAAUUACCAACUAAAAAGGGUGGAGGAAGAAGAAACCAAUGUUAGUUCAGAAGAAAUAAGUGAAGAGGAGGAAGAGGACGAAGAAGAAAAGGAAUUCAAAAGAAUACAAGAUAUGGAAGAGAAAUAUUUACAGCAGAAUUCGGCAAAAACUUUAAGGGAAAUAAAUAGUGUGAGCAGUAUUAGAAGUUCUGCGACAGAGAAUGAAAUAGAUGAUACAGAAAAAGAAACUGAAAAUGAUGAGUUCCAAACGGAAAGCGAAAAUGAAAGAGAAGAGAAACAAAAAUCUGCUUAUGUACAAGAAACAGACGUAAGAGAAGAAUACCUUGAAAGGGAUCAAACUAAUAAAGAAGUUCCCUAUUCCGAAAGCACAUCUGAACUUUUCGAAAGUUCGAAAACACAAGUCACACUUAAAGAGAAUAGCUUAGAGUCCCAGGCACAAAAUAACUUAAUGCAACUAAUACAAAGUUCUUUAACAAAUUUACAAAUUUUAUCAUCAAAUGAUAAGGAAGAACAAUUCCUAAAGGAAACACGAACUUUAUUAUUAAACGAAGAUGUUAAUGAAACUAUUGAGGCGACCAAUAUAAUAAAUCCCGAAAAAAUUGCCCUGGCUGUUGUAAAUGCUCUCAAAAGUACGGGUAUAACAAAUUUGAAAUCUCUAAGUAAACAGGAAACUAAAAAUGAAGAACUAAUAAAGAAAACACAAGAAAAUAAUUAUAAAAAAGAUCAAGAAAAGACUGAAAGUAAUGAUACAAAUAAAAAUAAAGAAAGUGAAAUUGAAAUAGUUGAGUACAAAGAUGACUAUGAAGGAGAAGAAGAGUUUGAAGUAGAAGAAAUUCAAAAUAAUGAACAUGUUCCUAAUGCUGACAAUGAUAAUUACGAUGACGAUCAGGAUGUUUAUUAUGAUGCUCAUUUCGAUUAUCGUAUAACUAGUAAAACUCCAACUAGUUUUAAUUCUGAUGACUAUAUAUUUCAUGCUAAUUUUAUAAAACAAUUUCAUCGAACGAAUUCUACUGAUAAAUUAAGAGUUAAACCACAUCCCCGUAAGAGCAUGAGCUUCUCCAAUGAGCGCAUGCGUGAAAUCGAAAGACACAAUCAAAUACUUUUGCGUAAAAUUCUAACACAAAAGCCCUCCUACACACUCAAAAGCAAAACAUCACAAUCUUCCGUACAAAAGAUACCUUCUCAAACCAACACACGUCUUACCACCUCAGCCGUAAAUCGCAAAAAGCAACAGAGACAAAUUGAUUUAGAUAAUCAAGUAUUGAAACGAAAAAUUGAGGCCAUAGCAGGACGCAGACGUCCAUUGAUUUCUUAAGGUGAUGAAAAACAUAAAUCAAUGAAUUAAAAUUGCAAUUGUUAAAAAGAGUCAGUGGGAGUUGUUUAAUAAAAAUAUAUAUUUUAUUUUUUUUUGAAAACUUUAUA
Lucilia sericata (common green bottle fly) is the source of this 2348-nucleotide messenger RNA. Its product is annotated as protein hemingway. The record is from RefSeq and is a predicted model, not a curated record. Lineage: Eukaryota; Metazoa; Arthropoda; Insecta; Diptera; Calliphoridae. The transcript is spliced from 4 exons. Bases 862 to 2241 code for a protein of 459 amino acids. Gene Ontology annotation, biological process: spermatogenesis.